Messenger RNA from Gymnogyps californianus (California condor), 2181 nucleotides. It is a transcript of the gene MTMR14, whose product is annotated as myotubularin related protein 14. Bases 1 to 1530 code for a protein of 509 amino acids. NCBI's taxonomy places the organism in Eukaryota, Metazoa, Chordata, Aves, Accipitriformes, Cathartidae. The record is from RefSeq and is a predicted model, not a curated record. The transcript is spliced from 9 exons.
AUGACGCUGGCGGGCGGGCGGAAGGGGCGUGGCGUGUGCGCGGUGGUGAUUGGCCGGCCGGGCGGAAGUGGCGGCGGCGGGCGGAAGCGGCGGGCGGGGUGGGGGCAUGGGCCGGCGGCGGUGAGCGGCGCGGGGAUGGCGGCGGCCCGCGGCUGCCCCCCGGCGGGCUCCGGGGACCGUGCCCUGGCCGAGCUGCUGCUGGAGUUCUCCCGGGCACAGUACCGCGCCAAGGAUGGCGGCGGCGCCGCCGCUAAGGUGGAGCGGAUCGAGCGGCGGUGCCUGGAGCUCUUCGGCCGCGACUACCGCUACAGCGUGAUCUCCAACGCGCACGGCGAGGUCUGCGCCCACUACCCGCGGCACAUCGUCCUCCUGGAGCGCGACGCCGGCCGCGACCCGUUUGAGAGCACUGUGCAGGUUGGCAAACUGCAGGACCUUAUCAACCGAAGUAAGAUGGCGAGGUGUAGAGGACGAUUUGUUUGCCCAGUCAUUCUGUACAAGGGAAAGCAUAUUUGCAGAUCAGCGACGCUGGCUGGCUGGGGAGAGCUCUAUGGGCGCACUGGCUACAACUAUAUCUUCUCAGGGCCCGCGGGCGGCGCUCAACACCUUCCUCAGCACCGUCACCUGGGGCCGCGCCGGGGCCGCCGGCGAGUGGCAGUGGGCGAGCGACCGCCCCUCCCUGGGCCCCCCUGCCCCGGCGCCCUCAGCUACUACAGCCGCCACGGCCGGGACCCCGCCUUCACCGAGGCGGGCCCGGGCCGGUGCUUCGGUAGCCUCCACGCCCGCCACCUGCAGCUGCUGGAGUGGCCGGGCCGGCCGCACGACGUCUUCUCGGUCCAGGGGGAACCCAGCAAGCGCUACCACCUGAUCCUGCCCGCCUUCUUCCGCCUCCUGGACACCCUGCACCGGGAGGGGAGGGCGUUCGCCGUCGUCUUCAGGACCUUCGGCACGGACCUGCCCCGCGCCCUGCGGGCCGUCAGCUGCGCCCUGGCCGGGCAGCACCCCCAGUUCCCUGCCCUGCGGCAUGUGGCGCUCCCUGUGGACCUCACCCCUGGCCAGAUACGCUGCAGCAAGCGAGAGGUGGUGCUGACACGGGGAGCAGAGCGGCUGGCCACCCGGGAAGAUGGAAGAAAGCUUUACGACUACUUCAGCUCCUUUGAGGGAAUUGGAGGCUUCCAAGACCACUUUGACUGGUGGGCCAGAAAUCGGUUCUCUUCCCGGGGUGGGAAGCCCCUGUGGAUCGACCCCUACGAUCCCAGCGUUCACCACAUCUUCAUCGACGACAACAUCCGGCUGGACGAUGCGGACACCAUUGUUCAUCCCCAGGUGUUUUCGGAGCGGGGCAGCAGCAGCCCCAGGCGCGCUCCCACCUCGGAGCUGUACGACGUUUGCCUGGUGCAGACCGACCUGCUGGAGGCCAUUGCUGACGAGGACUAUUUCCUGCGCUGCGUGAGGAGGUGCGAGGAGAACUACGACCGCUACCUGGCCUGCACAGAGAAGGACACCCCCAGCCAGCGGUGGGAUGGACAGUGAUGCCAGCUCGUGGGGCCGAGGGUCUCCGGACUGGGACACCCCCUGCUACCUGCUGCGUGCAGGCAAAGUCCUGGGCUGGGUUCCCGCUUCGAGCUGUCCCGUCUCUGACGCGUGACAUGCCUGCUCCGUCCUACCUGGAGCCUCCAUGCCUGAACACAAGCAUCCUGGGAGCUUGUGUGACGGGAUCCCUGGAGAAAAUGUCUUUCCUUUCCUCAGCAGCGCUGUGGGGAGCUGCCUGCCUGGCUGGAGCCCCUCCGCAGGCAGCGCUGCCCGUUGUGUCUGCUCCUGCGUGAGGGCUGGGGCUCGCGGUGCCCCUCCGCUCGGCAGGCAGGGCCCUCCCGCCGCGGUGGCAACGCAAGCAGCCACGCAGCGUUCACGCCUCCCUUCCCGCUCCUGCACCGGUGUCUGGUGCGGAGCAGGUGCCGGGGUGAGUGCAGCAUUACCGGCGGCACACCCAAGUGCCAUUUGCGCCGUGGUGUUCUCCCCGGCAGAGCUAGCGAUGCCGUGUCACUUCUGCCUGUUUUUAAAGCAAACCUUUCUAGCUCGUUUGCGGUGUGAAUUUCCUGCCUGCCCUUGGCUCUGCCUGUGCUGGUGGGUGGAAAGCGCCUUUCCCGGCGUGUUCAUUUGCAGGGCUCAGCCAAGCGGGGACAA